GAGUUUCCACGAACCAAUGUAUAUGUAGUGAAUGCGAAAGACAGUGUGAGCGUUAUCACGUAAUAAAUUGCACUAAACAGACCAAAUCUAUUACCAUGUAUGCCGCCGAAAAGUAAUUUCACGAUAUGUGCGAAUUUCCAUCAUUCUUGGCGCGCGAGGCUUUGUCUUCACGAUGAUAUAUCUCACGGUAUUUUCCAUCUUUCUCAGUCGUGCCGCAAAUUUUCGCAUGAUCACCAGCACUGCUCGAUACGGUCGCCAGCAGUUGCCAGAGAGUCGCAGAGUAUACCGGUUGCGAUCAUACGACACCUCGCGCGCCAAAAUAUCAAUCCUCCGAGCUGCUACGGCUGCUCCAGUGUCGACUGUCGAGCUGAAGCUGAACUACAUGCUGAACUAACUCGAGCAGGCGGCGAAUAUGACUACUUGUCAGGAUCCAGCUCCCACGUAAAAGUACUUGGAUGUGACAGUAACUUGUACUAGUAAUUGUCAGAUAUGAUCAACUCAGAAACAUUUAAAAAAGUUUGUAUGUUUUCCGCGAAAGGAAUUGGGUGGUUGCUCUACGCCGCAUUUCUAGAAUACUGCGUACAUAGCAUCACAAUGUAUUUUCUUCGAGAACCGAGGGACGAGAGUGAGGUUGAUACUGUUUUCUUCACAGAGAGAGACUACAACUGUUGGUCACAUAUUACCAUGCGAAAACCUUGCGGCCAAAAAUGUUCUUAUUCUAGGCUAAGGAAGAUUCUAGGAGUCAUGGAUAAAGCAAAACACUCCCUUGAUAUCUGCAUUUAUAGUGUGACAAGUUAUGAUUUUGCCCUGUGUAUUGUGGAUAUUCAUAAACAGGGUGUAAAAGUGAGACUUAUUACUGAUGGUUACAGAAUAAAGGGAACUGGUUCCCAGAUUAUGUACCUGGCCUCAGGAGGUAUUCCGAUUCGCAUUAUUCAAAGUGGGCGGGAAAUGCAUCACAAGUUCUUCAUGGUUGAUAGAGAGACCCUGGUUAACUGCUCUUUCAAUUGGACUAUGCAAGCUAUAACAGGAAAUUCAGAGGAUGCUGUUAUUACGAGUGAUAAAGUAAUAGUGGAGAAAUUUGUAGGCCAUUUUGAUGCCCUUUGGAACACGGCUAUACCAUUUGAGAAACCUGAAAAGGAAUUAACUGAUAAGGAAAUUGAUCAGAGCACUGAUGCUGCCCAGUCCAGCAUCUUGCAGCCAUCUUAAAAAGAAUGUUCUCCUACUUUUGCAAGAAAAAUGUCUUCUAAGUGUAGGUAGAAGUGUGUAUGAGGAACAAAACAUCUGUUGUGACAGCGGUCUCAUUCAACUGUGGAGCCUGAGACUUGGACUUGAACUUUCUCAACGUUACUGCCAAAUGAGCUUGUAUAGUGUAUUAAUCAAUAUAUUAUUCAUUUUUAAAUGGACCAUUAAACACAUUAAGCAUUGAAAUAAUUUCAUUUUUUCGCAAAAGAAACAUUGAAUAAAAAAUAAUUGAGACUUUAUA
Molecule: messenger RNA, 1483 nt
Organism: Gryllus bimaculatus (two-spotted cricket)
Lineage: Eukaryota; Metazoa; Arthropoda; Insecta; Orthoptera; Gryllidae
Source: the annotation of a GenBank genome assembly